UGUCAUCCACUGCGCCGCCCUCAUGUCAGCCACUGCGCCGCCCCCAUCGAUGUCGGCGCCAUUGACGACAGCUGCAGACCCACCCGACAUCAGUGAACUGUUUGCCUCAGUACAAAGUCAUACAUUGCUGGCUAACCUCUCAUUCAACAACUUCGCCACCUUCCUUUGCCGUACUAAGAUACUCAAGGAGGACAUCCUCCAACCUCAGCCAUACAAUGUCUCAAUCUUCUGUGCUCCCAAUUUUCUUCCACAAAGUGUUAAAGCCUUCCUUGCAGCCUCUCUUGACAUGCCGUUGGAUGUAGUUGAUGUCCUGUGGUCUUUUACAAAGGACAUUGUAUGGGAGCUCCCAAGUAGCGCUGAGGCAAGUGCGGAUGAUGAAGAUGCAUUCAGGACCUAUGGUCAUGAGCUAGGACUCACAAAACGUACAUUAUACCCUCCCAUCAAGAUAUGCGCCAACCAUGAGUGCGCUGCAUGGCAGCGUGGAUCGCUGUUGAAGAAGGAGGAACCACGUCGCAUUGUUUUGUUCACUCAUGGUGAGGGUGCGAAGCCUGGCUGGACAGUACACCUGAAGUGCCGAGUCGCUAACUUUGAUGAAGAAUGCAAUACGAAUUAUCAGGCCAACUAUAGCGUCAAAGGCGGCCUCCAAACAUACUACUGA
Molecule: messenger RNA, 658 nt
Organism: Suillus subalutaceus
Lineage: Eukaryota; Fungi; Basidiomycota; Agaricomycetes; Boletales; Suillaceae
Exons: 3
Coding region: 23-658 (211 amino acids)
Source: RefSeq, a predicted model, not a curated record